UGAUCAAAAUAAUAUCCUUCCGCGUUCAUAUUUAAUUGGUAAAUGAAAAGAAAAAUGCCCUCUUUUGCUGUAUAACUCACGGUUUAUAAUAAAAACGAAAUUUUCAUGUAUUUGUAAUGAAAAAAAUUCAUUCCAAUCUCCUGAAAAUCACAUUUUAGACCUAUAUUUUACCUGCAUGGUUCUCGAGAUGAGGGAGACCUUCGGCUCGCCAUUUUGUCAACAAAAGCAAAUGGUGAAACGAUAGACGACGAUUGUAUUUUGGUAUAAAGAUCUUUUUCUUCUCAACUUGUAGGUUAACGAAUUGAAAUGAAGUGGUUAUAUAAAGAAGAACACCCCUUCGAAAAGAGGAGACAAGAAGGAGAAAAAAUUAGGAAGAAAUAUCCCGAUAGAGUACCGGUAAUUGUAGAAAAGGCAGCCAAAGCAAGAAUAGGAGACCUUGACAAGAAGAAAUAUCUUGUACCAUCAGAUUUAACAGUGGGACAGUUCUACUUCCUGAUCAGGAAAAGAAUUCAGCUGAGGCCUGAGGAUGCGCUGUUUUUCUUUGUGAAUAAUGUCAUUCCUCCAACCAGUGCAACGAUGGGACAACUCUACCAGGAUCACCAUGAAGAGGACUUCUUCUUGUACAUAGCAUACAGUGAUGAGAGUGUCUAUGGAGCGUAGGACGUCCUUGCACGCCGGAGCCCAUGAGGCUGGAUGCCUGCUCAUAUGUGAUUUAUGAACUUUAUCUGCCCUUCAAUGAAAGGAACAACAAAAAAUACAUAAAAAUGAAAAAUCUUUGAAAGUAUAAAGAAAAAGCCAACAACAAAAACAAACAAACCUUAAUGUAUUAUAGCGGUAUUAAAGCACUAGAUAGUUUUAAUCUGCACUGACAUUGUGUAUACCUUUGUCCGGUCAAUGCCAUUGUGUCAUCCAAGUUAUUGUGGUGUUAUUUUUUCAUUUCACUUUUAUUCUGUAAAUCUGGUAUAAGUGUAUAAUUUAUAUAAAUGCAAUGGAUGCAUUGAUAGCUUACCCAAUUUGAACUUUUAUCUUCAAAUUAUCUCUUGUUUUGUUUAUCUUGGGUAAAUAAUGAAAUCUUGAAUUAAGGAGGUCUGUCUGUGUUCAUUUACAACGGUAUGUGCAUGAGAAUAAAAGGAAGACAGCAUGUACAUUAUACAGCCAUUGUGCAUGAUUGUGCUCGUCUACGCUAAAUUAUCAAUGCAUAAAAUUUAGAGGCUCAUGGUCAGCAGAGUACAACAGUGAAUGGAAAACAUAUCGCAGCAUGCCAUACUGCGAACAUGGAGAUAAAUGUAUGCAGCCAAGUCAGCCAAUACUUGUCCCAUGGCCUGCCUUUUAACCAAAAAUGCACAGUUUGACAAUAAUUUUUGGUUCAAUUGCCCUGCAUUAAAGUGGGUUUAAUAGUCGUGUAUAUGUAAAAAAAAAAAGGCCUACUCGACAUGAGUGAGUUGGAAUGUUGAAUGAAAUUCAUUUUUAAGUAAUUGUCACUAAUUUCUGUGCACUUUCCCUAUAAAAAAAAUGCAGGUCAUUUGCAUUUGUUAUUUUGCAUAAAUUUAAUAGCCGAGAAAAAGUAUAGAUUUUCUCCAUAUUUUAUUUUGACAUCCCUCUCCCCAACGCCCCCCCCCCCCAUUGAUAAUUAUGAAAGUGUAAUUAUUUGGGGAAAAAAAGUGAAAAUAUAUUUUGUGCUGCAUCAUCCUCAUAUAUUGAAUCUCACACUGUCUCUUUUGACCCGUUUCCUUUACUCCUUUUUACUUUCCUUUACUUUUUUUUUCACACUUGGAUGUUUUAGCAGUUUUAGGCACCUCUAUUAUAUAUAUAUCUUUUAUUUUUACGAUGCAUGCAUAGCCUUCGUCAGGCUUGUUUGAUUUGAUAGUUUAAACAAUUUUUCAUUAAUGGUCAAUAUCUUUCUGUACAUUUCAUAAUCAAUUUGAAGUAUUCCUUCGUCGAUGUGUAGUAAUGUUAAUAAUAAUCUGAUUAUUUAUAAGGCUCAGAAGACAAACACUGUAUGUAUCUCUGUGCGUACAGAUUGUGAAUACCCCACUGUUAAGCAAAGUGUACCUAAAUUGUUGGUUUUUGCAACUUUCAAGUGGACAAUUUAGCCAGCGUAUACCAUCAUACAUACACUACUCAUGGAAACUUGUUUUAUCAUUUAAUCCUUCGUCUUCAUUUCAAGAUUUGCAGUUUGCUAGCAACACAAAACGAUUUCUUCUUAAAACAAGCAUUUAAUCUCUCGAUAUAGGAAUUUCAAUUUUUUAUGUCAAGAAUCAGGAUUUAAUAAAUAAAACGCUUUCAAUAGCAAGGUAUGUCGGCAUGUGCUGGCUAAAUUGUCCAUACAGUGUAUGAGACAACCAACCCCUUUUAUGUUAUUCUGAAAUAAAACCAGUGUGAGUUUGCAGUCAUUGGCCCGUAAUCUGAAGUUUGGUUUAACUUAAGCCAUGGUCUAACUCUCUGAUAAAAUUAUGGGAAGCAAAAAAUCUCUGAAUUGUGUUAGCAUUUUUGGUUUAUAAUUCUCACUGUGCUCUUUCACCUGCUAUAAUGGCAAAGAAAACUAAUUUAGUUUUCAUUCCUAGACAUUUAUGAAAGAUCUAAAGUAACGGAUGAGCUGGUAAAUUGAACCGCUAUUGUGAAAGAUAUGCAUCACAAAUGGCUUUCCAUAGUAAUACCACAACUUUAGACCAGAGUUUGAAUUAAACCAGAGUUCAGAAUACAGGCCAGUAGCUUUAAACUACUUGAAAUAUUUCUUGUGACUGGAUUCACACGAUAAGCAACUCCCCACGACCAUUUCUAGUAGCAUACAGAAAGUUGUAAUCACUGAUGUUAUUUUGUAUCUACAAAUGUAUGGUUAAGAAAUAUUGUUUUAUUUCAUUUAAGUUUUUUUCUCUCUUUCGCAAUGAAGCAGCCUGUAAAUUAUGAAUAUGUGAGAAGGGAUUAUAGACAUUAAAAAAAGUUUAAGUAGUGUAUAUCGUGCCAUUAAAUAAAAUUACAAUAAUGUAAACAACUUA
Lytechinus pictus (painted urchin) is the source of this 2996-nucleotide messenger RNA. Its product is annotated as gamma-aminobutyric acid receptor-associated protein. Gene Ontology annotation, cellular component: cytosol; autophagosome; autophagosome membrane. The transcript has 4 exons. Gene Ontology annotation, biological process: autophagosome assembly; cellular response to nitrogen starvation; autophagy of mitochondrion. The record is from RefSeq and is a predicted model, not a curated record. NCBI's taxonomy places the organism in Eukaryota, Metazoa, Echinodermata, Echinoidea, Temnopleuroida, Toxopneustidae. The coding region runs from base 307 to 660 and encodes 117 amino acids. Gene Ontology annotation, molecular function: GABA receptor binding; ubiquitin protein ligase binding.